AUGGCAUUCACAUUUGGGUCCAGUUCUAGUCAACCAUCCACAGGGUUUGGAGCCAAUGCAGGUCAAGCGACCACUGGAUUCGGUACGACACCAGCAACCACAAACACUGCAGCCGGCACUCUCUUUGGAGCAGGAACCACCAACAACACAUCAGCAGGAACAUUGUUUGGUGCGAAUACAGGCAAUGCGACAACUUCAACAACACCAUUUGGCACAACAAACAACACAACCAACGCAGCAGGCACACUCUUUGGAGGCACUGCUGCUGCUGCUGCUGCUGCACCAGGAAGCAGCUUUGGAUUUGGAAAUACCAAUACAUCUACAGUAACAACAUCAUCAGCACCGGCAGCAGGAUCAUCAUCAUUUGGCUUUGGAGGUACCAAUCCUAGCACAACCUUUGGACAAAAGCAAAAUACAGGAUUUGGUGCACCAACAAGCAACACUGGAUUUGGAUUGGGAUCGACUGGAUUUGGUGCUCAAAAUACCACUACUUCUACUACCACGGGUUUCAACCUUGGAUCAGCUAAUACGACAAGCAUAUUCGGUCAACAAAAACCUCAAGCAGCCACUGGAUUUGGCACCACAUCUUUCCUAGGCCAGCAACCACAACAGCAACUACAGCAACAGCAACAGGGUCAACAACAACAACAACAGCAACAACAAAACGUGUGGCAACAAUUAGCAUUGAUUCGUGCUCAUUGGGAUCCCUCCUCUCACUUGUGUCAAUUCCGACAUUACUUUUAUAAUGUUGUACCAGCAAAUGAACGACAUCGAUACACACGACCUGCUGAUCAAGACGAGCAUUUAUGGAAUGAAGCUAUGCAAAACAACCCCGAUCCCACAACUAUGGUUCCUGUUUUAGCGACAGGUUUUGGAGAUGUAUUGAAGCGAAUGGAGAUGCAAGAUAUCCAACUUGAUGCACACAAAAAGACAAUGAUGGAAAUUGGAGAGCGGCUAGAGACUGUUCAACAAAAGUACAUGCUUGGAUCACUCGUAAAGCUUGAUGAGCAACGACGACGACAUACCGAUCUCACACAACGAUUAAUACGGAUGUUGAAAUACGUCCAAGUGCUUCGAUACAAGGGCUUCCCACUGCAUGAUGAUGAACAUAGGCUAAUGGAGGUGUUGAAACAAAUGACCGAGCAAGCGCUUACACCAGAGCAACUCAACAACCGACUUCGAGAAUCAUGGGCCACGUUACAAGCCAUCAAGAGAAAGCGACAAAGCGGGAAUCAAGAUGGUUAUGAAGCAUGGCGUGCCACUAGUAAGGAGGACAUGGCACGCAUUGCAGAGUUAUUGAGUCACGAGCAAGAAGGCAUGCGACAUGUAUCAAACACAUUACAGAAAGAUUUAGAGAGUAUUCAAACCAUUGAAGAGAAUCUCAAGAGUCAAAUGAAGCGAGACAAAAAGAGCAACAUACUGGUCGCAUCAUGA
Messenger RNA from Lichtheimia ornata, 1434 nucleotides. RefSeq lists its product as uncharacterized. The coding region runs from base 1 to 1434 and encodes 477 amino acids. The transcript is spliced from 10 exons. Gene Ontology annotation, cellular component: nuclear pore central transport channel; nuclear pore. Lineage: Eukaryota; Fungi; Mucoromycota; Mucoromycetes; Mucorales; Lichtheimiaceae. The record is from RefSeq and is a predicted model, not a curated record. Gene Ontology annotation, biological process: NLS-bearing protein import into nucleus; protein localization to nuclear inner membrane; nuclear pore organization. Gene Ontology annotation, molecular function: structural constituent of nuclear pore.